Messenger RNA from Cucurbitaria berberidis CBS 394.84, 1182 nucleotides. RefSeq lists its product as uncharacterized. The record is from RefSeq and is a predicted model, not a curated record. The transcript has a single exon. The coding region runs from base 87 to 704 and encodes 205 amino acids. NCBI's taxonomy places the organism in Eukaryota, Fungi, Ascomycota, Dothideomycetes, Pleosporales, Cucurbitariaceae.
CAUCAACAAUAACAAACAAUAACGAGGCACACGUCGCCCACAACCCUCGCAAUUGUUCUUCUCAUUCAUUCUGGUAGACAUCAACAAUGUUGACGAAUAGCACCGAAUUCCGUUAUAUCGAUGAACACACUUCAGGCCCGAAGCCGAAAAGGUCAUUCCUGGAGAAAUUGAACGUGAGGCAUGGAUCGCUCAGUCUUCACAUACGUUCCAAGAAAAGCGAGCCAAUGAUGCGCGAACAUGGUCAGCAAUACGAUCAUUCAAGAACACCAUCAUCGUCAGGAGAAGAGGUGUCGCCCACAACACAAACAAAUCACAACCCUUUCGACUUCGAAUCGCGAUACUACGACGUCAAAGCUGAGCUUUGUCGUACCGAUGUGAAUUUAUCGCCCAUACUGCGACAAGAUGGCGCAUUUGGGAUUCCUCUCCAACAUGCCACCGCGCAAAACGACUGGGAAGGAACUUCUGAUUUCCAUAGCAUACAGGGCCUGCUACGAAGGCCAGCAUCGCAAGACUCGACUUCGGCGAAGCCAACCUACAUGCCUCUACCCGUGUCAAGAAAAUCCUCGUCAAGAGGCGCGUCGAGUGAAAUGUCUGAUGAGCAGAUUGAAGAUUGGCUAGAAAGACCGGAGGACGCAGAGGUACACCGAUACCGUAAAAUGUGGGAAGAUAGCGCAAGCUCGAGGGGGGGAUCAAUGGAAUAUUGAGUACGUGUAGAAGGAAAGUUGCAGUCAAAGAACACUGGUGCGAGGAGGCGAUUGUGCAAGUGACCCUGAUGGAACUCCAACCCAUCAAAGAGCGCUUGGAGACAACCAUGCGGGAGCAGAAUGAACCCAAAGAAGUCGCCACGACCUCUGAAGUCGAAGGCGUCCAGCUACUUCUCGUUCAGAUUAGGGUCAGCUCGCCAAGCGGUGAAAGUACUGCGCAGAAUAUACAGUAUACAGUCUCUUAGUUCUAGGUCGACUCUACGCCGACAAACUCCCUGGAUCCAAACUCAGUGCUGCCCUGGCCGCCAGCCUUCAGGAACGGGCUUUGGCACUACUAGUAGCGAGAUAAGCAUCAGCAAUAGCGCUGUUGACGAGUUUUGAACGCGGAGCAUCUUUCAUCCUGGCUGGUGGCAUUCUCGGAUACAAUUCUUGCGUGUAAACAUACUCAAGGACUCACCAUCUACACUCCCACAACGCA